AUGGUAAAAAAGGUAAAUGGCCAAUGGAGAAUGUGUGUGGACUUCACUGAUCUCAAUAAAGCAUGCCCUAAGUAUUCUUAUCCUCUCCCCAAUAUUGAUCGGUUGGUAGACGGAGCUUUCGGACACACUGUUCUAAGUUUUUUAGACGCCUUCUCGAGGUAUAAUCAAAUCCCGAUGUACGCCCCGGAUCGAGAAAAGACGGCCUUUAUUACAAAGCAGGCCAAUUACUGCUAUGAGGUCAUGCCGUUCGGUCUCAAGAAUGCAGGCGUUACUUACCAACGCCUAAUGGAUAAAGUCUUCCAUAAUCAGAUAGGCCGUUGGAUGGAAGUAUAUGUAGAUGAUAUGGUAAUCCGAAGUCACACGCAUCAACAACAUCUGAAAGAUUUAGAAGAAGUCUUUCAACAACUCAGACACUACAACAUGCGUCUAAACCCCAGCAAAUGCACUUUCGGGGUGUCUGUCGGAAAAUUCUUGGGUUUCAUGUUGACCUAUCGAGGCAUAGAAGCAAAUCCAGACAAAUGCCGGGCGAUAUUGGAGAUGAUGAGUCCCACUAAGUUAAAGGAUGUCCAAUGCUUAGUCGGACGUCUCACAACCCUAUCGCGAUUCAUACCGAGACUUUCUAAUCAUAUCAAACCUAUCCUGAAGAACAUGAAAAAGGAUGUACCUCGACAUUGGGAUAACGAUUGCGAAGAAGCCUUCUCUAAGGUAAAAAGAAUCCUGACCAGUCCACCUAUCAUGGCUCGUCCAACUGAGGGGUUCGAGUUACAACUCUACUUGGCUGCAUCCAACCAUUCGGUAAGUGUAGCUCUCAUCCAGGAAAGUCCAGACUUUAAGAUGAUAUACUUCACCAGCCGAACCCUGCAAGGAGCAGAAGAAAGAUAUUCUCAGGUGGAAAAGGUGGUGCUAGCCUUGCUGACAGCAGCACGUCGGCUCCGGCCGUAUUUUCAGAGUCAUCAGAUAGUCGUCCGGACAAACCAUCCGAUCACUAAGAUUCUCAGGAAACCUGACUUGGCGGGAAGGAUUGUAGCCUGGGCGAUCGAGCUAUCUGAAUUCGGUCUACGAUAUGAACCGCAGGGUUCCGUUAAAGGCCAACACCUGGUUGAUUUUGCAGCUGAAGUCUACCGUCCGGGGGAACCAAACAUGUGGCAUCUAAAUGUAGAUGGAUCUUUAGAGAGAAAAGGAGGAGGAGCUGACAUUGUACUCGAAGGACCGGACGACUUACUUGUCGAACAAGCGGUCAACUUUAACAUCCAACUUAGCAAUAACCAGGCAGAGUAUGAAGCUCUCAUUAGCGGAUUACUACUGGCCAAAGAGUUAGAAGUUGAUCAUCUGGAAUGCAGAAUGGAUUCUCAACUAGUUUUUGGACAACUCAAUGGAACUUUCCAGGUCAAGGACGAUCACCUGCUACGUUAUUAUCACAAGGUCAGUGAUUUGAUCAAAUCAUUUACCAAUUUUUCCGUUACCCACAUACCCAGAGCACAAAAUUCCCGGGCGGAUCUGUUGUCGAAGUUAACCCACUCCUGCGAGAAGUCGCAACGCUCUUCGGUGAUCAAAACCACACUACAUAAGCCGUUGUUGGAAGCAUAUACCACUAAAGUGGCUGCACCACGAACUGAUUGGCGGCAGGACAUAAUUCAACUGAUGGUCCAGCAAGAACAGGGCCGACGGGUUAGAAUCACUGAUUCUAAAUGUAUUGCCCGUUACAUGUUCGUAGGUGAUGAUUUAUAUCGGCGAGGUUAUACUACCCCGUUGCUGAAAUGUCUGUCCGACGAAGAAGCCAAGUAUGUCAUGCAAGAAUUACAUCAUGGCGUUUGUGGUUUACAUUCAGCAAAAAGGAUGUUGAGGGCCAAGAUUCUACGAGCCGGUUUUUACUGGCCCUCUAUGGAGCAAGAUUGUGCGGCAUUCGUACAGAAGUUUGGGGCAGAUGGCAAUCAACUCACUGAGGAACAAUCUCAUGUUUCAGAGGAAUCCCCAUUUCAGGCUGUUCAACUUCCAGACGAUGUUGGUGUCAUCCAUAUAGGAGACGGGGAGCAGAGUCAUGAGCUUACUACUACGCCAUCUACUUCCCCACCGUCCUAUGCCUUCCCUCUUGCACUUGAGGAUGCAGCAGAUAUGAGCAGAUAUUUUAAGCCAGGUGGACUCUCUUCGUCUUCCACGAUUGAAGGUGAUUUACUGAUGAAUCAUCCCUUCCUUGACCCAGUUGUGGAAGACAUUUCUCUUCUCGAUCAGAUUUGGCGAAUGAAGUCCUUCCUCAGCACUUCAUUUCUUGAUCCAUUUAUGGAAGACACUUCUCUGCAAGCUGAGGCAGCCAACAAAGCCAUUAUUUCCGAGUUAAAGAAGAGACUUGGGCAUGCUAAAGGGUUAUGGGUCGAAGAGUUGCCUGAAGUGCUUUGGGCGUACAGAUGCACACCGCACGGUUCAACGGGUGAAACUCCCUUUAACCUCACUUACGGCACAGACGCCAUGCUUCUGGUCGAAGUUGGCGAACCGACUAUACGACGAGAGAUGCAAGACAUGAACCUCAAUGAAGACCAGCUGAGGGUUAACCUGGACACUCUACCCGAACGGCGUGAGUUGGCCAUGAGACGAAACGCAGCUCAGAAACGACUACUCGUGCGGCGAUACAACACGAAGGUUAAACCGCGUAGCUUUACUGCAGGAGACCUUGUUUGGCGAAAGAGAGGAGAAGCUCGCAAAGAAAAAGCGUACGACAAGCUAUCAGACAACUGGGAAGGACCCUUCCGCAUCAUAGAAGAUUUGAAGAAUGGUGCAUACCGGUUGGAGAAUUUGGACGGAAAGGCCAUUCCUAACACAAGGAACACCACACAUUUAAAGUUCUACUAUAGUUAG
Molecule: messenger RNA, 2850 nt
Organism: Vigna radiata var. radiata (mung bean)
Lineage: Eukaryota; Viridiplantae; Streptophyta; Magnoliopsida; Fabales; Fabaceae
Exons: 4
Coding region: 1-2850 (949 amino acids)
Molecular function (GO): nucleic acid binding; RNA-DNA hybrid ribonuclease activity
Source: RefSeq, a predicted model, not a curated record